Molecule: messenger RNA, 2361 nt
Organism: Penicillium canariense
Lineage: Eukaryota; Fungi; Ascomycota; Eurotiomycetes; Eurotiales; Aspergillaceae
Product: WD repeat PLAP family protein
Exons: 3
Coding region: 1-2361 (786 amino acids)
Biological process (GO): ubiquitin recycling; proteasome-mediated ubiquitin-dependent protein catabolic process
Cellular component (GO): nucleus; cytoplasm
Molecular function (GO): ubiquitin binding
Source: RefSeq, a predicted model, not a curated record
AUGCCUGACUUCAAGCUCUCUGCGUCUCUCGAAGGCCACGGCGAUGAUGUUCGCGCCGUGGCCUUUCCAAACCCCAAUGUCAUACUCUCAGCCUCUCGUGAUGCCACCGUCCGACUUUGGAAGCUUGUCUCCACCCCGCCCCCAACUUACGACUACUCGAUCGCCGCACAUGGCCAGGCCUUUAUCAACAGUUUAGCUUACCUUCCACCAACAUCCGAAUACCCAGAGGGCCUGGUGCUUUCUGGUGGGCAAGAUACUAUUAUUGAAGCGCGACAGCCUAGCAAGGCCGCCACUGAUAAUGCCGACGCUAUGUUGCUGGGUCAUGGCCAGAACGUCUGUGCUCUGGAUGUCUCUUCAGACGGCGGAUGGAUCGUCAGUGGCAGCUGGGAUUCAACUGCUCGGAUCUGGAAGAUUGGGAAGUGGGAGUCCAGCGUAGUGUUGAAUGGCCAUGAGGGAAGCGUCUGGGCCGUCCUGGCUUAUGACAAGAAUACCAUUAUUACCGGUUGCGCCGACCAAAUGAUUCGCAUAUUCAACGCCUCCGGCACCCUCCUCGGAAGUAUAAAGAACUCCAAUGACGUCGUACGGGCUCUCUGCAAGCUUCCCGCGUCGCACCCCACCGGUGCCCAGUUUGCCUCGGCCAGCAACGAUGGCGUUAUUCGGCUUUACACUCUAAAUGGCGAGCUAGUCGCCUCUCUUCACGGCCACGAAAGCUUUGUCUACUCCCUCGCAGCGCUGCCCACUGGUGAGCUGGUGAGCUCUGGCGAGGACCGUACUGUCAAGGUAUGGCAGGGAACCGAGUGCAUUCAAACAAUCACCCACCCUGCCAUCUCGGUAUGGAGUGUUGCGGUGUGCAAUGAAAGCGGUGAUAUUGUGAGCGGUUCCAGUGACCGCAUCACUCGUGUCUUCAGUCGAAACCCAGACCGCCAAGCUGCUCCCGAGGUUAUUCAGCUGUUUGACCAGGCCGUCAAGGAGUCGGCGAUUCCGGCUGAGCAGGUUGGCAAGAUCAAUAAAGAGCAACUUCCCGGUCCAGAAUUCCUCAAGGAGCGGUCUGGAACGAAAGAAGGUCAGGUUCAGAUGAUUCGCGAGUCGGAUGGAAGUGUCACUGCCCAUACCUGGUCAUCAGCAACACAGGAAUGGAUUGCUGUGGGCACGGUGGUGGACUCGGCCGCAAGCAGUGGCAGGAAGACGGAGUAUCUUGGGCAAGACUAUGAUUAUGUGUUCGACGUUGAUAUUGAAGACGGCAAGCCUCCGCUGAAACUUCCCUAUAAUGUCUCUCAAAACCCAUAUGAAGCGGCGACCAAGUUUAUUGGGGACAAUGAGCUGCCUAUGUCCUACCUUGAUCAGGUCGCGAACUUUAUCACACAGAAUACCCAGGGUGCCACCCUCGGCCAGGCUCAAGAAGCACCUGCGGGUUCAGACGCCUGGGGUUCGGAGCGACGAUACAGACCUGGCGAUGGCUCAGCUAAUGAAGUCGCCCCUCCAUCUAUUCCCGAGUCGCGUCCUCAGGUCCUUCCCCAGAAGACAUACCUCUCAAUCCGCUCUGCGAAUAUCAAGGUCAUUACCAAGAAACUCAAGGAAUUGAACGCCAAGCUCCUUUCUGAAGGAGAGAAGGAUACAGCCCUGAGCCCUUCGGAAGUGGAGACUGUUGUUGCGCUGUGCGGGGAGCUAGAAGCCUCCCAAAAGCUAUCUGACACACCAGCCGUUCAGUCCGGAAUCCCAUUGAUAUUCAAGAUCGCGACGAAAUGGCCGGCGGCCAACAGGCUCCCCGGACUGGAUCUGCUUCGCUUGCUGGCUGCCGCCACACCUGCCACUGCAUCUGCAGAAUACGACGGCGCUGAUGUUCUCAUUUGUGUCUUGGCCAGCGGAGUCUUCGACGCGCCCUUCAAUGUGAACAAUGCCAUGCUUUCCGUCCGCACAUUUGCCAAUCUUUUCGAGACUAUCGCGGGCCGCAACCUGGCCAUCCAGACAUUCGACCAGGUCCUGGCGGGUGUGAAAUCCGCGUUGGCCAACAGCGGAGACCCGCCAAAUCGUAAUCUCACAAUCGCCGUCACGACUCUGUACAUCAACUUCGCAGUGUACCUUACUUCUGAAGGCCGAGCCCAAGCUCCCGAAUCCGCGGAGCGGGGCCUAGUGCUUCUUGAGGAGCUGACCAAUAUCGUUUCCGGAGAGAAGGAUUCCGAGGCGGUUUAUCGCGGGCUUGUUGCGCUCGGUACGCUGGUCCAGGCUCUGGGGGCCGAGGUCAAGAGCGCCGCGAAGGAGAUCUACGAGGUUGAGGGUGUUCUAUCGCGCAUCGCGGCUUCUGGGCCGGGCAAGGAACCACGGAUUAAGGGUGUUAUUGGCGAGAUCCGGGCGGCUCUUUAG